Xenopus laevis (African clawed frog) is the source of this 5978-nucleotide messenger RNA. It is a transcript of the gene mfsd14bl.L, whose product is annotated as major facilitator superfamily domain containing 14B like L homeolog. Gene Ontology annotation, molecular function: transmembrane transporter activity. Gene Ontology annotation, cellular component: membrane. NCBI's taxonomy places the organism in Eukaryota, Metazoa, Chordata, Amphibia, Anura, Pipidae. The transcript is spliced from 12 exons. The record is from RefSeq and is a predicted model, not a curated record. The coding region runs from base 625 to 2091 and encodes 488 amino acids. Gene Ontology annotation, biological process: transmembrane transport.
GUGUACGAGUGGGUCCGGCCUGGCCGGGAUUGGAUUCUGGAUUCGUUUAAGGUGGAGCGGCAGCCGGGAGAGGGCACCGGAGAGCAGCUGCCCGAGCCUCCCUCCGGACUUGCCUGUCAGCCUGGCGGUCCAUCUGUGUGUUUAGGCAGCGGCAAACCCUUGUAUGAAAGUGACCGGGAAGCUUUGGCAGGUAAAGAAGCAACGAGAGACGAAGCAGCAGGACAUCUGGUAACCAUACCCAUUGGCUGCUUCCCCACCGAGCCCACAGACGCAGCCAAACAUUGGGCGGAGGGAGCCCAUCCACCUAUUCUUGCCCAUAGUGCGUUCUCCCCGAUACUCUUAGAUCCUGUCUCACUGGUGGCCCAAGAGCUUGCACUUACUCCCAAGGCAGUCGAGGGCAUCCACCUGUACCCGGUCCCCCUAUAUACGUUGCCCGGGCACAUAUGUACAAGAGGCAGUGCAGAGCAAUCCGAAUACCCGGCCUCUUCUCAAGGUGUAGCAGCGACUCAGCCUGUCCUCGGCCGCACAACCCUGGACUCUCAGGAGGCUGGAGCUGGGGGCCCCCUGGUUGUCACCCGAGCCUCGGUGGCCUCAGCUCCCAUUGGCCGAGAUGAUGAGAACAAGAUGAGCCAGGAGAAGAAAAAGAAGCCCAGCCGGAUCAUGCUGGUCAAAAGGAUCUUCAUGAAAGAUGGGGGCACGCACCAAGGCAUUGGAAAACCAAGUGUAUAUCAUGCUGUGGUAGUUAUCUUCUUGGAGUUCUUUGCCUGGGGCUUGUUGACAACACCCAUGUUAGUUGUGUUACAUGAAACUUUUCCUCAGCAUACGUUUUUAAUGAAUGGACUAAUUCAAGGAGUAAAGGGCUUUUUAUCUUUUAUGUGUGCUCCGCUAAUAGGUGCUUUAUCAGAUGUUUAUGGAAGAAAGUCUUUCCUUCUGGUGACUGUUUUCUUUACUUGCUUCCCAAUCCCCUUAAUGAGCAUAAGUCCUUGGUGGUAUUUUGCUAUGAUCUCUGUAUCAGGUGCAUUCUCAGUUACUUUCUCAGUAAUCUUCGCCUAUGUUGCAGACAUCACUCAAGAGCAUGAAAGGAGCACUGCAUAUGGCCUGGUAUCGGCUACCUUUGCAGCAAGUUUAGUGACCAGUCCAGCAAUUGGGGCCUGCAUCUCGAAAUUUUAUGGUGACAACCUUGUGGUCCUUGUAGCCACUGUCGUAGCACUCUUAGAUAUCUGUUUCAUCUUGUUAGCUGUGCCAGAAUCUCUACGUGAGAAAAUGAGACCAACAACUUGGGGAGCGACUAUCUCGUGGGAACAAGCUGACCCAUUUACUUCUCUGAAAAAAAUUGGAAAAGACACUACAGUUCUUCUAAUUUGUAUAACAGUAUUUUUGUCCUACUUGCCAGAAGCAGGGCAGUAUUCCAGUUUUUUUCUCUAUCUAAGACAGAUCAUAGGCUUCAAUUCAGGUAGUAUUGCAGCAUUCAUUGCAGUUGUGGGAAUUCUCUCCAUUGUAGCCCAGACUCUAUUGCUGAGUAUACUAAUGCGGUCAAUUGGAAAUAAGAAUACUGUACUCCUUGGCCUAGGUUUUCAAAUGUUCCAGUUGGCCUGGUAUGGAUUUGGUUCCCAACCAUGGAUGAUGUGGGCUGCUGGAGCUGUUGCAGCAAUGUCAAGUAUCACAUUCCCUGCAGUGAGUGCCCUCAUUUCACGUAAUGCUGAAUCAGAUCAACAAGGUGCUGCUCAAGGUAUGGUAACCGGUAUUCGAGGACUAUGCAAUGGUCUGGGUCCGGCGCUGUAUGGUUUUGUCUUUUACCUCUUUCAUGUUGAGCUUAAUGGAAUAGUACCAGUGCCUAGUUCAGGCAAAACCACUGCAAAGGAUCCAAUUGAUUCUACGGCGGUUAUCCCUGGUCCCCCAUUCUUGUUUGGUGCGUGUGCUGUUCUUCUCGCCUUUUUGGUUGCCUUAUUCAUACCUGAACACAGCAGCCAUUCAUCCAAAAAUAAUAGUGGAGGGAAGCAUAGCAGCAUGAUUAGCAGUACUCAAACUAAUAAUCCCGGUCACGGAAGUGAUGAGGAUAUAGAACCCCUGUUGCAGGACAGCAGCGUGUGAACAUUUUUUUUCUUGUUUUCAAAAGUUGCAUAAAGUAAAAACUAAAAGAAUGUACCAGGCUCAGUUUCAGAAAAUGCUAAAGUAACAUUUUUUUUUAACUGGCUCCAUUUUAAGAUGGGAGACUAUUAUUUUUGUCUUCAUUCUUGUAUAAAAUGGACUACGAAUGCGGUGCACAGGGACUUGCAUGGGUAAACAAAAUCUCCAGCAGGUCAAGCAGCUGAAGGUUUGAGAUUUGAAUUUUUUUUUUAAAAUCUUGGUUUGGUCUAUUUUGCUACCUCAAACCAUGUCAUUGCAUUAUAUUUUGUCUGGUGAAAAAAAAAAACUAGAUGUUGCAGUGACAGAAUAUAAGUCUCAGAAGGGUACCAUAUGCAAAAUGAGCUGGUGUUGACUAUACCUUUCAGUGCCUGCAUUCAGAUUUUUAGGAAAAAGAUGGGUUAAAGACUUGGUAUUGUCUUUCUUGCUGCUCAGUUUGAGCAACUAUGUCUUCUGCGUUCUAAAGACAAUUUAGGAGCAAACCGCAGAAACCAUUCCUGUGAUAAAAUACAGCUGCAAGAAUUUUCAAACCAAAAUCCUCAGACGUCCAGCUUAUCUUACACUUUAGUUUGUGCUAAUCGAAGCAGCCGUUUUAUUAAUGUUGAUGCCACUAUUUAGUAACUAAAAUAUUAUAUAUUUAUAGAGUAUCCCAUAUACAUCGGUUUUCUUUUUUUCCCUCACUGCACACCAUCCAUCCACCACGUGCUGUCACUUCUAAUAAGCCACCUUUGUUAGGAUAAUGGCCCUUCAUAUGUGCAGAAUAGCGCAUGACUCUGAAACUACCCAGUGCGCAUGCAAGACUGCCAGACAUGGGAGCAUGUAGGAUUUCAUUGACGGGGAAUGACACUUGAUGAAAUGUAUAGAUUGUGUAGCCACAACUAAAACCUAACUUGCAUAGGGCUGCUGUAAAGAAUGGUUUGAUUUAUUGGGCUUACAACCUGCAUAUCUACCUACCAGCCAUCGCUACCUACAUCCCCAAACCGGUUUAUUUUCCCACAUAAAAUAAUGGUGUUAUGUCAUCAGGGAAGUGGAGGAGCUGGAGAAAGGAAGAGCAUUGCAUGGGUAUUAGAAAGCAGACAUGACCCAAAUAAGUUCAACAUAACACACUCCUUACCUGCAAUGUUUUUUCUAACUGCUGAUGCAAGUUUCAUUGUUGCUCGAGUAAAGUAACGCAACCCAUCGAGCUGAAGAAAUCUACACUACCUCCAAGAACAUAUUAUAUUUCAUUAAUUAGAUUUCAUAAAUGCAGAUUUGCCUUAGUGGCAUAUCCCAACAAGUUAGAUGUUUACGUUCAUUAUUACGUUCAUUAUUGUAACUGCUCUGAUGAAAUCGAAUGUUUACUUUUUUGGGUUACUGAACGGAUGCAAAGUUACAUGUAUGUCCAUUAAAAAGGGCUGCUGUGUCCAGGGCAUUUCUCUGUAACUCACUUAGGGUUAUUUGUGCUCAACCUACCUGUAAUAAAUGUGCAGGGCAUAGAUACAGAGGCUUAAUAUUAUCUUGGUAAAUAAUAUGCAUAAAGGUGUAACAAGCAGAUCAGUGGACAUUGAAAAUGCUUUGACAAGUUUAAAUCUUUUUUAAUUGUUUUCUUGGGUGAUCACAGCACUUCUUGUGCUUUACAAGGGUAGAAAAAAUGGUUACAGUGCUCUCUUUAUAUGUCCUAGGAAAGUGGUUCAAAAUACUUGGCAGGCCAGCUUACAUCCAAUCAAGUUUGUCAGCUGAGGCAUAAAUGCUGCAGCGUAUCCCCAGUAGCUCUUGCUUGUCACUGGUGAAGCAAUUUGGACGUCCGCAGUUGGUUCUAAGUAGCUCACCCCUGACCCAAGCUGUUGCACACGGCUGUUUCUCUACUUGUGUAGCAAUUCAGAUGGAGAUAUGAUCCCAUCCUCUCCUUCUUACAAGGGAACUCAAAGGUAUCGCAUCAUCCAGUUAGCACACAAGGCUGAUUUCGGAUUGAAAGCAGAAACAUGCAUGUUUUUGUGCCGAUAUUUGCUGUGUGUAUGUGUGCACUCGCUGACUGUGGGUGUGGAUUGGCUUGCACAGCCAUAUGUGCCACUAGCCUAAUGGUGACCACAGAUAAUAUCGUACUAAACAAAUUUUCGUACGAUAUUCAGUGCGUGUAUGGUGGAAAAAGCUGACCGAUAUCAGAAGAAAACUUGGAUAUCAUUCAGCUCAUCGAUCGAGCUGGGUGGAAAGUUUUUAUAAACAUCGGCCAUUGUCGGAUACAGGUAGAAUUCUAUUAUUUGUACCUGUAUACCAGACGAUUCAGCUCUAUACGUGUGUAUUGAAACAAACAAUCUUUCUUGGAAAGAUCUUUUCCAAGAAAGAUCGUAAUGGCCACCUUAAGGGACCUAUUUUAAGAUUGUGCCAGCACUCUUUAAGGAAACCCCAUUAAUUAAAUGAUUAAUUAGUUAAUGAACUCACUCUGGGUCUUGGGCCUGAUAGGCUUGUCAAUCUUCGUUUUUUUUCUGCGAGCGUUUAAAAAAAGAAAAAAAAAAUUUUGGCAGCAUUAAGCUGCCAAACUUUUCUGCUUGUGGAAAAAAAAUGAAGAUUGAUGAGGUUAUUGGGCCUGAAACCCAGCAUGAGUUCAUUAACUUGUGCGGGAUUUCCUUACUCGGGCAAACUUAAAUAAGCCCCUAAGUGUUGCUUAAAGGAACAGUAACACCAAAAAAUUAGUCUUUAAAGUAAUGAAAAUAUAUAAUACUGUUAUGCUGCUAUGGUACAACUGGUGUGUUUGCUCAAAAACCACACAAUAGUUUAUACAAACAAGCUGCUGUGUAGCCAUUCAAAGCUGAAAAAGGCACAGGAUACACAGCAGAUAACCGAUAAACUCUCUAGUGUACAGUGGGAUUCUGUUGUCUACUGUGUAUCCUGUGCUUGAAUGGCUGCCCCCAUGGCUACACAGCAACUUGAUUAUAUAAACUAUAGUUGUGUUUCUGAACCAAACUCACCAGAAUUACCAGUACAGGGCAACAGUACAUUUAUAUUGUCAUUCUUUUAAAACACUUUAAAUUUUUUGCAUUACUGUUCCUUUAAUGCCCACUAGAACAAGCUAAAUCAAAUGUAGACAACUCUAUUAACUUGGCUGCCCAUUCAGCCAUAGUGCAAGACUGUGCAGGGACUUAGUUACUUUAUUUCUGUUCCAUAUUUCUCCUUGCAGUGCAAACACAUUGUAAAUAACGUCCAUUGAGUAGAACCCAGCCUUAAUACUGUUACCAAUCAUAGCGAACAUAUCAUAAAUUCUUCCUUCAUUAUGUUGUUUUUAAGGAUUGUGCAGAUUGUGAUAGAAUGGGGUUUAGGCAAACUUCAGUGCUCCAACUGCUGUGCCACUUCAGCUCAGAGAAUCUCUCUGACAAGUAGAGCUGGUGAGCAGUGCCGCAAGUUACUGCCUAACAAUACCAGGAGUGCAAGUUAGCCAUUUUCAGUGCUAUAUUAUUCUUGUUAAAUGAUUUUCAAUUUUAUUUUUCCGCUCUAAACCAUUAAUCACUGAGCAAAAUUCUGAAAAAAGAAAAAAAAAACCAGACAUACAUGUAUUUUUCUGGUGUAGACAUAAAUCAUUAAAAGCCAGCUGUUAACUGAGCACCGCUUUUAAUGUUUUAUAUGUAGAUAUUUGUAAGAAACUUACUUUUCCUCAAAGAAAGGCUGUGUAUAUCUUGUAUUUAUAAUUGUAACAAGAUUCUUGACUGAAAAUAUACUGCUUUUAUAUAAAGGAUUAUCUAUGACAGAAAAGGAUUUUCUUUUUCUUAAUAUAUAUAUUUUGAAAAUGUUAUACCCUCAGCAGAAAUAACAUACAUUUUGUAAUUUGCAUCUGGUUUUUAUGUUAACAGACUUCAUAAAGCAUAAUAAAUGGUCAAAUUAUA